Arvicola amphibius (Eurasian water vole) is the source of this 1566-nucleotide messenger RNA. RefSeq names its product membrane associated ring-CH-type finger 9 (gene Marchf9). NCBI's taxonomy places the organism in Eukaryota, Metazoa, Chordata, Mammalia, Rodentia, Cricetidae. Gene Ontology annotation, biological process: protein ubiquitination. The transcript has 4 exons. Bases 1 to 1041 code for a protein of 346 amino acids. The record is from RefSeq and is a predicted model, not a curated record. Gene Ontology annotation, molecular function: ubiquitin-protein transferase activity; zinc ion binding.
AUGCUCAAGUCUCGGCUCCGCAUGUUCCUGAACGAGCUGAAGCUGCUGGUGCUGACGGGCGGGGGGCGGCCCCGGGCCGAGCCGCAGCCCCGGGGGGGCGGGGGAGGCGGCUGCGGCUGGGCGCCCUUCGCUGGCUGCUCCGCCCGGGACGGCGACGGCGACGAGGAGGAGUACUACGGGUCGGAGCCGCGGGCCCGGGGCCUGGCCGGCGACAAGGAACCGCGGGCCGGACCCCCGCCGCCGCCCGCGCCGCCGCCGCCGCCCCCAGGCGCGCUGGACGCCCUGUCGCUCAGCAGCAGCCUGGACAGUGGGCUCCGAACCCCCCAGUGCAGGAUCUGCUUCCAAGGCCCGGAGCAGGGGGAGCUCCUGAGUCCUUGCCGCUGUGACGGCUCAGUGCGUUGUACACACCAGCCCUGCCUCAUCCGCUGGAUCAGUGAGAGGGGCUCUUGGAGCUGUGAACUCUGCUACUUCAAGUACCAGGUCCUGGCGAUCAGCACCAAGAACCCAUUGCAGUGGCAGGCCAUCUCCCUGACUGUCAUCGAGAAGGUCCAGAUUGCGGCCAUAGUUCUGGGCUCACUGUUCCUCGUCGCCAGCAUCUCCUGGCUCAUCUGGUCCUCGCUCAGCCCUUCAGCCAAGUGGCAGCGCCAGGAUCUUCUCUUCCAGAUCUGCUACGGCAUGUAUGGCUUCAUGGAUGUCGUCUGCAUAGGCCUCAUCGUUCACGAAGGCUCUUCCGUCUACCGCAUCUUCAAGCGCUGGCAAGCAGUGAACCAACAGUGGAAGGUCCUGAAUUAUGACAAGACCAAGGACAUAGGAGGAGAUGCAGGGGGAGGGACAGCAGGGAAACCAGGCCCCAGGACCUCAAGGACCAGCCCCCCGGCUGGGGCCCCCAGCCGGCCCCCAGCUGCCCAGCGCAUGCGGACGCUCUUGCCUCAGCGCUGUGGUUAUACAAUCCUGCAUCUCCUUGGACAGCUGCGGCCACCGGAUGCCCGUUCCAGCUCUCAUUCUGGUCGAGAGGUUGUCAUGAGGGUCACUACAGUUUGACCUGGACUCCAGGAGCAGGGAUUUCAACUCAGAGCGGCAGCCAGAGAUGAGCCCUCCUGGCUGCUGAAGGUACAGCCUAAACAAGGUGUUUGGGGCACAGCGGGCCCACCACUGAGGAUCUCUGCGGACAGCCUCAAGCUUGGAAACAUUGUCUGGCCUCUACUGCCCACAGAGUAGAGACACCUGGAUGACAUUCCAGCUCCCACCGACACCACCUCGUGCUCAUUUUGAGGAUGGCCGGCCAGCAGGCAGGCGGGCGAGCAGCUUUUCUUCUUGGAGAGAACCAUCUUUACCUCAGCUCUAGGGCCUCCAGUCCCCUGGCUCCACCAUGGUGACUUGGUAAAGGGAGACCAAUGCCAGAACACAAGGGGCUGUAGACCCCCAUUCCCCACCCCAUGGCCACAGGGCAUCUGGCAAUAAGACUAGUAAACAUUGACCUCCCGUUCCCUGCAUGAGGGCGGGGGACUUCCCCCUGCCCCACCCCCCAUUGCAUGGGGGAAGGGCAUAAAGAAUCAUUUAUACGCA